AUGAUUAGAGCUUUCUCCACUUCUGCUAUUUCUGCCUUCAAGAAGGAAUCUGUUCAACAAUUCAACAACGUGGCUAAGGCCGCUGCUGUGCCAAAGAAGUGGCAGCCUACUCCAGGUAACUCAUUCAGAUCAUUUGCCGAAUACCGGUUGAGAGCUGUCAACCAGUCGCCAUUGAAUCUCAGGGCUAUUAAAAAGGGCAACUAG
This is a messenger RNA of Sungouiella intermedia, 204 nucleotides long. The record is from the annotation of a GenBank genome assembly. NCBI's taxonomy places the organism in Eukaryota, Fungi, Ascomycota, Pichiomycetes, Serinales, Metschnikowiaceae.